AUGAACGACCCAGAUUGGGUGAUCCAUGACUGUGAGACCUGUGCUGCCAUCAAACAGGCCAAGCUGGUGAAGCCCCUGUGGUAUGGUGGGCGGGGGUCCAAGUACAAGUAUGGGGAGGCCUGGCAGAUUGACCACAUCACCCUGCCCCAGACACGCCAAGGCAAGCGCUACGUGCUGACCAUGGUGGAAGCCACCACUGGAUGGCUGGAGACUUUCCCUGUACCUCAUGCCACUGCCCGGAACACCAUCUUAGGCCUGGAAAAGCAAAUCCUGUGGAGACAUGGCACCCCUGAGAGAAUUGAGUAUGACAACAGCACCCAUUUCAAGAACGGCCUUUUCAACACCUGGGCCAGAGAACAUGGUAUUGAAUGGAUAUAUCAUAUUGCCUAUUGUGCUCCAGCUGCUGGCAAAGUUGAACGGUGCAACGGACUCCUUAAGACUGCCCUGAAGGCACUUGGUGGGGGAACAUUUAGAAACUGGGAAAUGAACCUGGCAAAAGCAACCUGGAUGGUCAACACCCGAGGAUCCAUCAAUCGAGCUGGUGCUGCCCAGUCAGAACCCUUACACACAGUAGAUGGAGAUAAGGUCCCUGUGGUACAUAUAAAAGGUAUUUUAGGAAAAACUGUUUGGAUUAAUCCCACCUCAGGCAAGGACAAACCCAUCUGUGGGAUUGUUUUUGCUCAGGGACCUGGUUACACUUGGUGGGUAAUGCAGAAAGAUGAGGAAACACGUUGUGUACCACAGGGAAAACUGGUCUUAAGUGAGAACUGGGUGUAA
Lonchura striata (white-rumped munia) is the source of this 777-nucleotide messenger RNA. The record is from RefSeq and is a predicted model, not a curated record. Lineage: Eukaryota; Metazoa; Chordata; Aves; Passeriformes; Estrildidae.